UCAGUGAUAUAUGAAUCUAGUUCUACUUUUAGUUGGAGUGCUAUCUGUCCCCGGAGGGUGGGGCAACACCAUCCAGGAGCGCAAUCUAUUCGCCACGGAGCUGUUCCAGACCCUGGCCACGGACCGGCAGGACGAGAAUGUGAUCAUCUCGCCGGUGUCCAUCCAGCUGGCCUUGGGCCUGGCCUACUACGGGGCGGAGGGCAGGACCGCCACGGAGCUGCAGAAGACGCUGCACGCCUCGGCCAAGGAGAGCAAGGACGGGCUGGCCGAGACCUACCACCGACUGCUCCACUCCUACAUCAAGUCCAAGACGGUGCUGGAGAUCGCCAACAAGGUGUACACGCGGGAGAACCUCAAGGUGGCGUCCCACUUCCGGGAGGUGGCCCAGAAGUACUUCGACUCGGACGUGGAGGCGCUGGACUUCAGCCGCGAGACGGAGGCCGUCGACCGCAUCAACGCGUGGGUGAAGCAGGAGACCCAGGACAAGAUCGAGCGGGUGGUGGACAGCCUGGAGCCGGACACAAACGUGGCUCUGGUCAACGCCAUCUACUUCAAGGCCCGUUGGGCGCGGCCCUUCAACGAUGAGGACACCCGCGACCGCGACUUCUGGCUCGGCGAACGCCAGUCCAUUCAGGUGCCCACGAUGUUCGCGGACAACUGGUACUACUACGCCGACUACCCGGAGCUGGACGCCAAAGCCAUCGAGCUGUUCUUCGAGAACAUCAACAUGACCAUGUGGUUCAUCCUGCCCAACCAGCGCUCCGGCCUGCGAUCCCUCGAGGAGAAGCUGAAGGGCGUGGACUUCAAGCUGCUGGAGGACCGCUGGCAGUGGCAGAGUGUGUCCGUCUAUCUACCCAAGUUCAAGUUCGAGUUUGACACGGAUCUGAAGCCCACUCUGAACAAGAUGGGCAUCAGCGCCAUGUUCUCGGAUUCGGCUGACUUUAGCAACAUCUUCGAGGACUCGCCCAUUGGCACUCGAAUCAGCAAGGUGCAGCACAAGACCUUCAUCGAUGUGAACGAGAUCGGCUGCGAGGCUGCAGGCGUCAGUUAUGCCGCUGGAGUCCCCAUGUCGCUGCCCCUGGAUCCGAAGACCUUUGUGGCCGACCAUCCGUUUGUGUUUAUUAUACGCGACCAGCAUGCGGUCUACUUUACGGGACACAUUGUCAAGUUCUAGAUAUAUGUAUUCCCAU
Drosophila persimilis is the source of this 1190-nucleotide messenger RNA. RefSeq names its product serine protease inhibitor 42Dd. The transcript has 4 exons. Bases 11 to 1174 code for a protein of 387 amino acids. The record is from RefSeq and is a predicted model, not a curated record. Lineage: Eukaryota; Metazoa; Arthropoda; Insecta; Diptera; Drosophilidae. Gene Ontology annotation, molecular function: serine-type endopeptidase inhibitor activity.